UAAUAUUUUUUAUUUUUGGCAUUGCGCUUUACAAUACUUUUCGUUUAUUUGUUUUGUUUUAUUUAUUUUGUUAACACAUUUGCGUGUUGGUGUGCGAAUGUGUGCCUGCGUGUACUUAUACUGCCGAUAGCAAAAUUUUUUGGUAGGAUUUGCGGCGUUUGUGAAUUGAAAUUCACGCCAAACACAAUUGUCAACACCGUGAACAACAUCACCGACAUCACCGACCAGAAACAACAUCACAACAUCACACAGACAUUCAUUUCAAAACGUCAACAACAACAAAUGUAAGAACAACAGAAACAACAACGACAACAACGACAACAACAACGACGACGACAAUACUAACUACAACAAUGUUCUGAUUGUGAAAAGUUCUAAAUGAAAAUGAUAAUGGAGGUGAUAGAGUAAAAAAAAAAAACCAGCCGCAUCAACAACAAUGUUUUAGUGUAAAAUAAUUGCAAACAGAAAAAAAAUAUUACAAAUUUUUUUUUGCAAUUCCACAUACAUAUAUACAUACACACGUGCAUAGCUUUACAAAUGUUACUACAAAUUGAGUCAGUGAACGUACGUAUAUAUAUGUAUGUUUGUAUAUCUAUGUCUGAUGGAGGAGUAGUAACAUUUGUGAAUUUCCGGUUGAAUAACUUUUCAAGUGUACAAAGAAAGUAAGCAGAUAGAAAAACAGCAGCAACAACAACUAUACAACCAGAAUAUUCACUGACUUGCAUUGCUGACUUAUAUGUAUGUAUGUAUUUAUGUAUAUAGAAUGUAGUUGCCCGCCAAUUCCUCCCACACAAUUUUACCAUAUUAUAAAACUACGAAAGUGAACAGAGCACAAAAAAAAAAAAGAGAAAAGAAAGUAAGAACCAAAGAAAAAAAGAAAACAAACGAGCAAGACAAACAAAUGAAUACCAUUUCCAGCAUCUGCUGCAGACAGACCGACAGACAGACACAUCGAUUUAAAAUAUAUAUAAAAGUGAAAUCUUUUUCUAUUCCACACAGACAUAACAACGGCAACGACAUUGCCGCCUUUAGUGAUUGCUUAUAUAAAUGCGAGUGUAUGUACGUGAUUGCCAUUUUGUUUCGCAAGAUCAAAUUUAGUAUAAAGUGUAGCCGUUUAGAGUCUUUAAUAACGAAGAAAAGCGAACAAUUAAGUGGACGUUUGUGUGUGUGUGUAUUCCGUGAAAAGAGAAUUUGAUAAAAUUCAAUCGCAAAUUAUGCUGGCCAUGUCGACAUUAAUGAUGCCAGCGCCUACAAUAGCUGUGGGGGCGCCACCACCGCAGCUAACGAUGGCUCCUCAUAAGCCACCGGAAACCAAACUUCUAACAAUACAUCCGGCGGCUGCGGCGCAGCAGCAACAUCAACAGCAUCCGGCAUCUAUACAACAACAUAAUGGUCAGCAUACGCAGCAACAACAGCAACAACAACAGCACCAGCAUCAUCAUCAACACCAACAACAGCAACAAUUGUCAAUACAUCAACAACAACAACAACAACAACAAACUCAGCAGCAAUGUCAGCAGCAGGUCUCAUCUAAUAAUAAACCAGAACAGUAUCACAUAUUUGUAGGAGAUUUAAGUGCGGAAAUUGAGACUCAACAAUUAAAAGAUGCCUUUUCACCCUUUGGAGAAAUAUCAGACUGUAGAGUGGUUCGUGACCCCCAGACCCUGAAAUCUAAAGGUUACGGUUUUGUAUCAUUUGUAAAGAAAUCCGAAGCGGAAACCGCCAUCACAGCUAUGAAUGGGCAAUGGUUAGGUUCACGUUCGAUACGAACAAAUUGGGCUACAAGAAAACCGCCAAACUCCAAACCAGACAUUAAUGCCAAACCGUUAUCAUUCGAUGAGGUCUAUAAUCAAAGCAGUCCAUCUAAUUGCACCGUUUAUUGUGGCGGCAUGAAUGGCACUCUAGCGGGUUUUCUUAGCGAAGAAAUGUUACAAAAAACAUUUGCACCAUUUGGUCCAAUACAGGAAAUACGGGUAUUCAAGGAUAAAGGAUAUGCAUUUGUUAGAUUUUCAACCAAGGAAGCUGCAACACAUGCCAUUGUUGCAUUGCACAAUACCGAGAUUAAUCAACAAUUGGUGAAAUGUGCGUGGGGCAAAGAAAGUGGUGAACCAUUGCAUAUGUCCGCCAUCGCAAGUCAAGCGUUUGGACAGGGAUUUCCGUUUGGUUCAGCAGCAGCUGCAGCCGCUGCUGCUGCGGCAGCUGCCUAUGGUCAGCAAGUGGCCGGAUAUUGGUAUCCACCCACAGCUACAUAUCCAGCGGCAGCACCAACGGCAACUACACUGCAACCUGGUCAAUAUCUACAAGGCAUGCAAGGUUUCACUGCUUUUGGCCAAUUCGGUGGAUACCAGCAAGGAUACAUGGGUAUGGGAGUACAAUUGCCGGCCGCUUGGCAAAGUGUAGCACCGCAAGCACCAAUGACCAGCACAACGGCACCGCAAAUAACUCAAGGUGUAAACAAUGCUUUGCCUCAAACAGCAGGCGUAGUAGCGUAUCCCAUGCAACAAUUUCAAGUUAGUCCACAGUUAGCUGAAGAUGAAUGGUUAGCACCCAGUUUAUUAGUGUAGCUUCCAUGAUGGCUUCCUUUAACCGCAGAAACAGCAGCAAAUGCAAGU
Messenger RNA from Glossina fuscipes, 2612 nucleotides. RefSeq names its product nucleolysin TIA-1. The transcript has 9 exons. The record is from RefSeq and is a predicted model, not a curated record. Bases 1215 to 2564 code for a protein of 449 amino acids. NCBI's taxonomy places the organism in Eukaryota, Metazoa, Arthropoda, Insecta, Diptera, Glossinidae. Gene Ontology annotation, molecular function: RNA binding.